Messenger RNA from Paramecium sonneborni, 150 nucleotides. The record is from the annotation of a GenBank genome assembly. NCBI's taxonomy places the organism in Eukaryota, Ciliophora, Oligohymenophorea, Peniculida, Parameciidae.
AUGAAUUAAAAAGGAAUGAUUGGACUUUAUUUAAUGAAUAGUUUAGUAUAAUUAUAUAUUAUUUAGCUUAGUAGUGCUGUAACUUCUUAUUAUGAAAAAUAUCAAAAUGAAUAUUUAGGAAUUCAAAUGAUGUCCCCAAAGACAACAUGA